Molecule: messenger RNA, 3033 nt
Organism: Clarias gariepinus (North African catfish)
Lineage: Eukaryota; Metazoa; Chordata; Actinopteri; Siluriformes; Clariidae
Gene: gtse1
Product: G-2 and S-phase expressed 1
Exons: 12
Coding region: 150-2363 (737 amino acids)
Cellular component (GO): cytoplasmic microtubule; microtubule cytoskeleton
Molecular function (GO): microtubule binding
Source: RefSeq, a predicted model, not a curated record
CGAAAUUUGAAAUGUGUUCAGUGUUGUUUAGAAGUGACUGUUUGUAGUAAGCGCCCAUAGGGGUAAAAGAAAAGAAAAAUCCAGCUUCGCACCGUGGGUUUAAAAAGCACAAACAGCAGGACUUUGGACUCCCAUCUUAUUUGCUGUGGAUGAUGGCUGAUGAUGAUUUCUGCUCAUUGGCUGAAGAGAAGUUUGAUUUUGAAGUUUCACUGUCACCAGCAAGUUCUAAAGGAGAUGAUGUUGAAGAUGAAGUCUUCCUGGGUCCUAUCUCCCAUAAGGAGAUAUGUAUUUCCCAUGGAAUGGCGACCCAAAUAAAAGAAAGUGUGAGCAGUGGGCCGUCUUUGGGUGAGGAGCCCAGUUGGAGCCCGCUGCUUGAGGAAAACUUCGAGGAAAUUUGCAAAGAAGCUCAUCUUUUGGCCAGGCACCUUGAGGGAACUCUUACUGAGCCUGCUGCUAAAGACCCUACAGUUGCUCCCAGUUUGCCCGAAGAUGCAGAAACGUUUGAGAUGGACUCUUCAGCUAAACUGGGCAUGUUCAAGCCAGCUAAUGCACUUAGCCCUAUUAAGAGAGAAACAUUUUGUGUUCAGGACAGCCCUAUGAAACAGCUUCCACCAGCCAUCCAGAAGCAACUGCAGAAGUCUAGCAGUAUAUCUGUAGGCAAACCACGUCUAAGCACCUCCAGCCCUGUGAGAACUAUUGACACUCAACCUAAAAUAGCCUCAAGAGGGAAAAGCCUUGUGCCCGGUGGAAGAGUACUUCCCAACAAACCCACAGCCAUGGGGGGCUCUCGGCUUUCCUCUGGCAUUCGACCAGCACUUUCUAGCAAAACUCGGCUUCCGCCACCCAGCAGUGUAAGCCAGGGUUGUUUUGGGCUCAAACGGAGUCCUGGUAGCAGAGACACAAGCAGAACAGGCUCUGCUGAAGACCUGCUCUCUGAUACAACAAGUGUAGCAUCUGAUAUGAGUGAUUCUUCCUUCAACACAAGCCUGCCGGUAAAGAGGGGUCUUCCAGCCCCCAGCAAGACUGAAUUAAGAGGUGGUGCACCUCUUCGCAAAGUUCCUACGCUACCUAACAGGAGAGUGGUGGACCGAAGCCGAAAUACUUCUUCCUCUUCCUCCUCUGUGUCUAGUAUCAACUCAAGCCUGUCUGUUUCUCCAGCUGGAAAAAGCAAACUGAAUUCCUCCCUGAACACCAGCGUAAGUAGCAUUGGUAGCCGCAUUCCCAGCAGUGGCAGCAGGCUUCCCAGUUCCAACCGAAAGUCAGGAAUUGUCAUCAAAUCUAUGGAAUCCUCUGCUAGAAGAACAUCCUUUUCUGCACAUCUAAGAAAAGGAUCUGAGCCUGUUACUAAACCAGUCAAGGCCACCCCUUUAAAGAGAACAGAGACUGGACCUUCUGUUCAGCACCAAACACCAGCUAAGAGGACUAUUGAGAGGACCACCUCUGUGCCCAGCAUAUCUACACUUGCUACUAAGAAUGGAAGUACUGUUAAGGUGAACAAUAACUUGAAAGCCUUCAUGGCUCCAACUCCAACAACCUCACUGAAAGGAGGACAAAGACCUGAAGUUGUGUCAUCGCCUGAUGUUCCACGAAUUAUGAAACCAAAAAGACUGAUGUCAGCUUGCAGUGUGGACAGUGUUCCACAGAGACUUGUUGUGCCUACACCUCAUGGCCUGCAGACACCUUCAAGUGAAACUCAGAAGCCAUUGCAGUCUAAACUCCGGCGCCCAUCUGCACUACCUACACCUGUAAGCCGCCGUGUGUCUGCCAUCCCCAUGCUGACUCCCAAAAGUGUGCCUCGCCUCAACAAAGCAUCUCGUACCCCUGAGCCACAGUCACCAGCUUCCAGCUCAGGGAAUUGCCAUGCUAGCCCAGGUCAGCUGAUACGGAGUGAGCAGCACCAAUUAGACACGCAAGCAGUGCCCAAGGAGAACUCCUCUGCUUCGGCUGAGUUUCAGCCCUGCUCCCUGGUCUUUACUCUGGAAGAUGACUUUGAUAGACAAACUGCUUGUGAGACUGCAGCAGUGAAGUCUUACAAACCAGUGGCAGAUGACCUGGCACCUCAUCUGCCCAACCCAGAAAAGCCAACGCUUUCAGAGACUGAGAAAACUCUGCACAGCCAUCAGUUUAAGAAGAUAGAAGCACUGGAGGUGAUGCUGGUAGAUGCACCCGCUCCUGUUUUGAAGCCUGAAGAGAAAGUACUCAUUGAUCUUUCCAACACCCCUGACCUGAUCAAAACCAUUCCCAGUAAGGCUUUUAGUGGACAGCUGAUUGAUUUGAGCUCACCUCUUAUAAAAUGGAGUCCAGAAGGAAAAAAGGAAAACCCUGUAACUAACUCGCCUCCACUCAUUAACUUGUCCUUCUGAAAAACCUGCAUUGCAAACUGAGCAAAUUCAAGAAAGAUAAAACUGGAACUACAGAAACACUGUCAUUUGAAAAGGCUAUGAGAACAGUUACUUAAGACUCUAAUAAUAGUAAUAAUAAUAAUAAUAAUGUACAUUUUAUUCAUGCGGUUGAUUGUAUGUUCUAUGAUUGUUUUAUCAUGCUGGAACCUGCCAGUGUUACUCUUUAGAGUAAUUUACUUUUGAAUGUGUCUCUUGGUCAGUCUGUUGUGUUUUUUUUUUUUUUUUUUUUUGUUUUUUGUUCUGUUUUUUCCCCUCCGAAAGGUACAAAUAAAAUGUCUAAUCUAUAAAUGCAGGAGUGUAAACUGAUGUGUCCACAUUGGUGGAUUCCUUGUUCUCUUCUUUUUAAAAGGGAGAGCGUGCAUGUUGCCUUAAAAUGAACUGGACUACUCUCAUCGGGUGCAUAGUUUUUCCAGGAUAGCUUCCAGAUCCACUGAUGCUGGGGAUGAAUGUAUGUACUAUAGACAAAAGGUUCUCAAAGUAAGGCCAAAGAGUCAAAUGAGCAACCCCACCUUUUUACACACUGUGGAAAUUGCAAACAUUGUCCAAUAAUAGUUAUCAAUUUGGUUUCUUUGUAUCAAUUAGAUUUCUUAGAUUUAUUUAAAUGUAAUACAACUUAAAAAGUCAAGAGUCG